Messenger RNA from Anoplophora glabripennis (Asian longhorned beetle), 1785 nucleotides. RefSeq lists its product as uncharacterized. The coding region runs from base 1 to 1785 and encodes 594 amino acids. Gene Ontology annotation, biological process: DNA integration. NCBI's taxonomy places the organism in Eukaryota, Metazoa, Arthropoda, Insecta, Coleoptera, Cerambycidae. The record is from RefSeq and is a predicted model, not a curated record. Gene Ontology annotation, molecular function: nucleic acid binding. The transcript has a single exon.
AUGCUACAAGGGUACCAAUUUGAAGUCGUCCAUGUCCCUGGUACCCGGAAUGAGCUUCCCGACUAUCUUUCGCGCAACCCAGAGCAUGCCAUGGAGGAAGACCAGCCCACCGAAGACGAAAACCAACAUCCCUUACUUAACCAAAUCCAAGAGAGGACCCUGUAUGAAGAAAUCGCCGCGGCACAGCGUGAAGACGACAGCUGCCAGCAAGACAAGGCACGUCUUCAGAGGUUGGCUCGGGAGGAGCCCGCCGACGCCGACGAGCGACGCAUUAGAGAAGAGUACGCUCUCGUGGAUGACUGUAUAUGGAAACGAACCCCGCAACAACUCCUGCUCUAUGUGCCGAGGACGCUGCGUCGCCGGCUUCUGGAAGAAUACCACGACGGGCCACACGCCGCUCAUCCCGGGUGGGAUGAAACCCAAACCGCCAUACAGCAGAAGUUCUGGUGGCCGAAACUACCCCGAAAUGUUGCCGAGUGGGUGAAGAGCUGUGCAAUUUGUGCCGCUGUCAAAGCGGGGCCGCCGCAAUCCAAAGCUCCACUGCGACCUAGGACGCCGCCCGAGCCAUGGCACACGGUGAGCCUAGACGUUCUAGGCCCCUACGAGGAAGCCCCACGACACGCCAGAUAUGCCGCCGUCCUCACCGACACCUUCACGAAGUGGGUAGAAUUAAAGCCCAUACCUACGACCCAAGCCCAAGAAAUCGUCCAAUUCCUGGAAGAAACAUUCACGAGAUACGGCUACCCUGCCUGUAUUGUCACCGACGCCGCCCGGCCAUACCUAGCCGCCCGCUGGACAAAUUAUCUCGAACAGCACCAUAUCCAGGGGUAUACGUCUCCUAUUUACCAUCAGCGGGCCAACCCGGUAGAGCGACGUAUACAAGAGCUGAUGAAGACGAUCCGCGCUUUGGUAAUCGAACAGCCGCACCGAUGGCCAGAAGCUCUGCCAAACGCCCUAUUCGCCCUACACUGCCGCACCAACGCCGCUACCGGUACCUCGCCGGCCGUCCUGAUGUUCGGCCAACCUAUAAGACGCCCCGGAGAAUGGACCAUGCCCGUCGAAGUCAGGCCUCUAGUCGAACCACACAACGAACGUAUCGCACGGCCCAAACGACGCCAAGAAGUUUACCAAAGGCAAUUAUGUCUCGAGCCGCGUGAGGCUUCUAGACGCUACCAAGUCGGCGACCUUCUCCUCACCCGUAUGCGACCUGGCAAUCCACCGUUCGCCCCGAAAUGGUCAGGGCCUCACCGAGUGAUGGAGGUGCUUGGAGACGGUGUGUAUGUCGUAGACCAGAACGACAACGCACAGCUAAUACAUAUCGACGACAUUCGCUCCACACCACCGCCGCGGAACGAAGUCGCGGCCGACGACCAGGGUGACCCAGAAGAGCCAGUCGAGCCGGCGGCCGUGAGGGCACCAGCAGACGAGGAACCUCCAACCAUAACGCCGAACGACGCGGAGGAAGCCGUUCCGCCCGUACCAGAACCAGACCGGACCCCACCAGCGACAAGGCCCCCGGAAAAAUCAGCCACGACGUACCCAACACGCGUGUGGCGGCCAAGCAGCACGCAUCGCCCGAGCAACGAUAGCCGCCCGAUACGUCGAAGGUCCCGGAUGAUAGUACGGUCGCCCUCGCUACGCCAGCACGAGCCGCGCGCUAGCGGCGUACCACCCCGAAGCAGUUCCCCGGAGGGAACGGCAGUGCCGCAGCCCAGCGGCCUAAUCGAACCCGAGCCACGCAAUGUGCCAGGACCAAGCGGUCUCCAGCCAUCCGCGACUUGUUAA